This is a messenger RNA of Chenopodium quinoa (quinoa), 939 nucleotides long. RefSeq names its product serine/threonine-protein kinase WNK8-like. Lineage: Eukaryota; Viridiplantae; Streptophyta; Magnoliopsida; Caryophyllales; Amaranthaceae. The record is from RefSeq and is a predicted model, not a curated record. Gene Ontology annotation, cellular component: cytoplasm. Gene Ontology annotation, biological process: intracellular signal transduction; protein phosphorylation. Gene Ontology annotation, molecular function: protein serine/threonine kinase activity; ATP binding. The transcript is spliced from 3 exons. The coding region runs from base 1 to 939 and encodes 312 amino acids.
AUGAUUACUGAUCUUGCUACUUCUAAGAGUUUGAGUAAUUACAGAAGGUCACAUGAACUUGUUGGUAAUGUUACUGCAAUCAAGAGUUGGCGUAGGCAGAUUCUAAGCGCGUUAGAGUAUCUUCAGAACCCAGAGGAUUUAGACAGUGAACAGAAUGAGAAGAGUGAUAUAUACUCGUUCGGGAUGUGUGUGCUACAGAUGAUGACUAAGGAAGCUGUGUACAGCGAAUACAGAUCAGAAUAUGAACUUUUUGCAAAGAUUAAGUUGGGUGUUAAGCCGGUUGCUCUGUACCUUGUGCAAGACAGAAUGAUAGUGUCCAAGGAAGUGCUGUACAGCGAAUACGAAAACAACAAGGAGCUCAUUUUCGAAAGCAUUCAGAACUGUCAACUGCCUAAAGUGCUAUACAGAGGGGAAGAGUCCCCAAAAUACAGAGGGAAAAAGUCCAAGAUUAGGAAAUUCAUUGACAGGUGUCUGCUUCCUACAUCAGAAAGGCCUUCGGCAAUUGACCUUCUGAACGAUCCGUUUCUUGCAGACGCCGAUGUUCCUGAAACAUCGACAGCAGGUAAUAGUGCUGCUAGUAUUCAGACUCUAACAAAGACUGUGCGUGAUCAGGUGGAAAGAUUACAAGGGAGAAUGUCUGAUGAUGAGACUGUUUCUGAAACAUCUAGACAACUACGCAAUGUUCUGCCAAAUAGGCCACCUCCUGAGGCAGAGACAAAAGUUACUGAAAAAUCGACUGCUGCAUCACAAUCUACGGAACAGGAAGAAGAGGAGAAAGAGGAUGAUACACCUCUGAUACGAAGGAGAAGAACUACACGUAAUGUUAAGCGUGGGGGUGAGACAUUUGGGUCACAAGAAGGAUCAUCUGAGACUGUUUCGCAAUCUAAGACACACGAGACAUCUACUGAUGAGCAAGAUCAGACACGCCAUGACCACUGA